Molecule: messenger RNA, 2122 nt
Organism: Nicotiana tabacum (common tobacco)
Lineage: Eukaryota; Viridiplantae; Streptophyta; Magnoliopsida; Solanales; Solanaceae
Product: putative late blight resistance protein homolog R1B-8
Source: RefSeq, a predicted model, not a curated record
GAUACCUCAUCGUUUUAGAUGAAGUGUGGGAUUCUGAUAUAUUUGAUGAGUUGCACAGGUGUUUUCCAGAUAAUCAUAAUGGAAGCAGAAUUCUUGUCACCAGCGGCCGAAAAUAUGAGGAUCCAUUGUUUGAUGAACCUCUUUUGGUUCGCUUGUUGACUCCGGAAGAGAGUUGGGAGCUAUUACAAGUGAAGUAUAAUCACCUUCGCUUCUCUACUUAAGAAGAAUUUCGCAAACCCCCAAUUCCAAAUGAGAACUGUCCUGCUGAAGUUGGGAAGGAAAUUGCCACAAAUUGUCGAGGGCUACCUCUGGCCAUUGUUUUGGUAGCUGGGUUUCUUGUCAAUUUAGAGGACGACAGCGAUUGGCUAACCAUUACUGAAGAGGCAUUUAGUUCAGAAACUAAUAGAAUUGAUGAAGGAGACUGCAAUGAAAUAAUAGAAUUGAGCUACAAAAAUAUGCCUGGUUAUCUAAGACAAUGUUUUCUAUAUUUUGCAGCAUUGUCAAUGAGUACAGAAAUUCCAGUUUCAAAACUAACAUGGUUAUGGGUUAGUGAAGGAUUUGUACGAAGAGAUGAGGUGAAGAAACCAGAGGAGGUAGCACAAGAUUACCUGAAUGAUCUUAUCGGGAGGAGCCUUGUCAGAGGCCAGAAGAAGUUCAAAAGGCAGGCUGAAAUCAUGUCGCAUUCAUGAUUAUCUAUAUCAUUUCUGUCGAGACAAAUCUAAAGCCGAAAAGUUCUUGCCAGUGGCAUCGCGGUUUGAAGAUUUCUUUCUGGAUAUGCCACAUAUUUACCUUACCCGCACAAUGAUAUAUUCUUCUGAACCCGAUUGGCACUGCUCCUGGCCAAGUCCUCUUCCUGAAGAAGGUCUAUUUCAGGGCAUCGAUCGUUUUGUUAGAGUGUUGGACUUGGGGUGCAUCAACAUUGGCAAUACCUUUCCUUGGGAGAUAGAAAAGCUUGUGCAUUUGAGAUUUUUGUCACUUCAAGGUCGCAUGGCAGUCAUUCCCUCUUCCAUUUCCAAACUCUGGAACUUAGAAACUUUCCUAGUGAAAGGAAGAGAAGGUAAGAUAGCAUUACCAGAUACAUUUUUCCGUAUGAAGAGGCUGAGGCAUGCACAUAUAGAUAACUGUACCUUCUCAGAUUCCAACUUGUCCCAAUUGGAUUGUUUACAGACCUUAUCCACCCCAUCUCUUUCUUAUGACACAGGGAACAUAAUGAGAAGUUUCCCUUUCCUUCAAAAACUAAAAUGCAUAUUUUUGGAAUCUCGUGGUCAUCGAUUUCCAAUUUUGGAUUUCUUGAGUCAACUUGAAUCACUCAAUGUAAUUUACCAAGGCAAGAGAAUGUUUCUGCCUUGUGAAUUUAACUUUCCCUCAAACCUUAAGAAAUUGACCUUAUCAAAGUUUCGGCUGCCAUGGGUUGAAAUUUCUGCAAUUUCAGCAUUACCAAACCUUGAGGUUUUGAAACUGCUCUCAGAGGCUUUUGUGGGAGAAGAGUGGAAUGUCAGUGAUGAGGAGUUCCCAAAACUCAAGUUCUUGAAAUUGGGAAAUCUGAACAUUACGCGUUGGAAUGUCAGUGAUGAUGCCUUCUCAUGUCUUGAGCAAAUAGUGCUGCAAAAUUGCAGGCAUAUUGAGGUUCCUUCUUGUUUUGGUGAUAGUUGUUCCCUGCAAAAGAUUGAGGCGAUCUUGUGUGGAGACUCUGUUUCUCAGUCAGUCAGAAAAAUUGAGGAAAUUCAGUGUGAAGAGAUGGGAAACAGCAAUUUCAAGGUCAUCAUUCAGAACCCAAACAGGGACUGAAGAAAACAAAUCUCGUCUUUAAUCUCCACUCGCUUAUGCAAGUGUUGAUUCUGAGCCGCAGGCUUGAGCUAGAGCCAGGGUACUUUAGUGAUGAGCUGCACGUUUCCUUCAAUGAGUAACGCUGGUUCCAGUUCUUCUUUCUCUAUUGUUAUGUUUCAGUUUGACAGUUAUUGAAUACUCAUUGUUGUAUUUAUGUAUGGUUGUAAUUUUGUAAUGCAUUAGACUGUCUUACUCUACGGGAAAAAGAGACAAAAAAAAAAUUGUGUUAUAUAUUUAUAUAACACAGUUAUAUAUAUAUUUUGCUAGUCUACCAUCUUGCUUAUUUCGUGUGAAA